Molecule: messenger RNA, 1403 nt
Organism: Cucumis sativus (cucumber)
Lineage: Eukaryota; Viridiplantae; Streptophyta; Magnoliopsida; Cucurbitales; Cucurbitaceae
Exons: 2
Coding region: 586-1131 (181 amino acids)
Source: RefSeq, a predicted model, not a curated record
UUCGAGAAUGGGACGACUGAUAUGAUACCCAAUUUUUUGUUUUUUGUUUUCUGUUUUUGAAAUUUCCACUUUUUAUAAUUAUUGACAAUGUUAGUAGAUAGAAAUACAUAGGAACUUAUGGGUGCGAGUGGUAUUUAUUAGCUUAAGUUUCCCCUCUACUUGUGGAAUUGUCUCUGAUGUCCAAUUUUGUUAUCACGUUCCUCAAUCACUUGUGCUUACUUUACUUACGAUUAUGUGGACGACAGGGUCUGGUCUGUAGUCUAUUAUAUAUUUGGAUUUUCGUUCAUUUUUGUCACUAUUAAUUGAAAAUGCAUCUGUUUUCUGGAUGUUGGUUUGUUCGAGUUGUGUUGGCUUGUGAUCAGAUUGCGUUUCACUCGGUAUCCAUGUUUGUUAAUGUGUAUAUCAGUAUUUGGAAGCCAUCAUUGAUUGGCCCUCGUGGUCAAUUAAGGUCAUGGAUGUUAGAAGAAAUGAAUUCAAUCAUGGUGGUCAUCUAGCUUAGGUUCAAUAUCCAACAAGCUUUCUUGGAAUCCAAGUGUUAUAGCGUAGAAACCACUUCAUAACCCCAGUAGUCUGCCUUAGAGCAAAAUGGGUGAUUUUUCCAUUCAGAUUAGUUCAAACCUUGUUAAUAUGCUAAUUGAUGAUACUGAAAAACCAAAAAGAAAACCGAGAAGAAAUAAACCCAAGGUACCCCAAGAAGGUAAAAAGCCCCAAGUAAAGGUUGAUCAGAAACAUACAUCUGAUGAUUCUGGAACGCUCAAAGGAAGCACAAGUGAUGGAUGGCCACACCAACCUGCUCCAAUCUUCCUUCCUAUAAUUCCUCCCGUUCAUCCCGCCAAUGCAGAGCUAGACGCAAUCCGAUCCGUCCUGCAAGACAGUGAAAGGGUUGUGGAUAAGUUACAGAAGCAGGAGGACAACAUGCUGAAGGAAGUUACUCAAAGGGCAAAAGACCUCCAUGACAAGGAGUUCAAGCUCCCUUACCAGAAGCCUAUGCCAUGUGUGGCUGAGAGCCAAGCUUGCUUUCAAUGCUACAAAGAUCAUCCCAACGACUACUUGAAAUGUGCUAGUCUCGUAAAAAAUUUUGAAAAUUGUAACCGGCAAGCUCGGCAGAAAAUAAGUUCGGCGGAGAAGUAGAAUUGUUGUCUGCAAUGAAUUUGUUCCUGAAUUGAGAAUGUUGUGAUUUCAAGUUCUCACUGAGGGAAGGAAAAAAAAACAAAGGAAAAAAAACUGAUUUUGCCAACAGAAAUAACCCAAGACAUGAGUUGGGGAGAUGCUUCAAGUCAAAUUUGUGUAUGACACUUGUUAAACCGUAUUGGCACAGCCUUUCUUUCGUUUAGGCUCUUGCAGAUGUGAGGCUUUUGUUUUUGGUAAUGAAAAUGAAAUCAGAAUUCAGCGGUUUUUUUUAA